Messenger RNA from Ochlerotatus camptorhynchus, 1191 nucleotides. RefSeq lists its product as uncharacterized. The record is from RefSeq and is a predicted model, not a curated record. The transcript is spliced from 2 exons. The coding region runs from base 1 to 1191 and encodes 396 amino acids. Lineage: Eukaryota; Metazoa; Arthropoda; Insecta; Diptera; Culicidae.
AUGGAACUUGUGAAAGAUUACCAGAAACCGCAACAUCCUUCUUACCAUAUUCCCCAUCAUGCCGUAAUACGAGAGGACAGCAUCACCACGAAGGUACGCGUGGUCUUCAACGCGUCGUGCCGUACACCGAAUGGACCAUCCUUGAAUGACGCACUAAUGAUCGGACCCACCGUACAGGAAAACCUCCGAACGCUCACUUUACGAUCCAGAAUCCACCCGGUCCUGCUCAACGCAAAUUUAAAACAAAUGUACCGGCAGAUUUUGAUGGAUCAACGAAGCAACAACCUGCAGCAUAUCGUGUGGAGUUCAUCACCAGAAGCCCCUCUACAAACAUACGAGCUGCAAACCGUUACUUACGGUACCGCCAGUGCUCCGUUUCUUGCUACACGAGUGCUGCAACAAUUGGCUGAUGACGAGCAAACAGAUUUACCCGAAGCUGUCAACGUUCUUCGUAAGGACUUUUACGUCGACGACCUGUUUUCCGAAGCGAACACGAUAGAAGAAGCAAUCACUCUACGAAGGCAAUUAGAAUCUCUUCUCAAAAGAGGAGGAUUCGAACUACGACAAUGGGCAUCAAAUGAACCAGCGGUAGUAGAAGACGUCCCGGCCGAGAACAGGGCUCUCAAGUCAUCGGUCGACCUCGACAGCGAUCAAUGCAUCAAAAGACUAAGGCUACACUGGGAGCCAGCCACCGACGUUCUCCGCUACAAGACUCAACUUCCUCCGACCUCCACUAACGAAUCUCUGACGAAACGCAUAGCACUCUCGCAUAUAGCACGCUUAUUCGACCCACUAGGACUAGGUGGACCGGUGCGCUGCGUUCUAUUCCCUUCACCAACGUCACUGCAAAUCCACAUCUUCACCGACGCCUCCGAUCACGCAUACGGUGCGUGUGUCUACAUUCGAUCAACGAACUCCAAUGGUUGCGUCAAGGUAGCACUCCUGACCUCCAAAUCGAAAGUCGCUCCAAUCAAGAAGCAGAGCAUUCCACGACUCGAACUGUGCGGAGCACUCGUUCGCGCUGAACUCUACGAGAAGGUAAUGAAAUCUCUUCAACUGACAGGGGACACCUUUUUCUGGGUCGAUUUCAACAUUCGUGGUGAACCGAGUAUCCAAGAUCCAGCUUGCUACCGAAAACUGCUCGUGGGAUCACGUCGCUGGGAUACAGAAUCCAACGGAUCUCAUCUCUAG